UGUCUCGCUGUCAAUCUUUGCAAAGGGAUCAUUUGGAUUUGGGUCACUGGGAGUUCCUUCCACUCUUGCCCAUUUGCCAAUGGUGCUGUCCCAUCCCACGAUACUAUUCAAAACGCAGCAAGUAGCACCAUGGAGAAUGAUAGAUUCUCGAACUCUGACUCCAGCGCCGAUAGUCACACCAGUUCCAAUGGAGACGUUUGGUCCCAACUGCAUAAAGAAAACAAAGGAAUACAGCCAAUA
Menidia menidia (Atlantic silverside) is the source of this 240-nucleotide messenger RNA. Lineage: Eukaryota; Metazoa; Chordata; Actinopteri; Atheriniformes; Atherinopsidae. The record is from the annotation of a GenBank genome assembly.